GGCUCCAUAUCAGCGCUCGAUCCAUCCUCAAACCGCUGGUACGGGAGCGCUUUCUAUUUGCAGAUAAUUGCCUGAGGGGGGUCCAGAUACUUGUUGAGAUCAUUAUCCUCUCAACUCGAAAAUGGUCAUAUGGACUAUCUCCAACCAGCUGGCCCCGUCAAUAAUUUUCUGUUCCGGUUCGUGGGCAACAUCAUUUACUGUCCUAUUCAUGUCAUACAGUUUAUCCUUUUCUUACCUCUUUUUUUCCAUCCCAUCGAACCAGGCGUUCUGGAUCGCUUGUCUAUUUUCUUCUGUCAUGUAUCAUCUGCUAUUCCAUCUAUUAUUACUUUUUUUUUCUCUCCUUUUUCUCUUUUUUCUCUUUUUCUUGCCCUCGUAUCAUGUGCUAUUUCAUUUUCAUCACAUGACUGGUUCCCCGCGCGAAAAAAAAGUUUCCCGUAACGCCACGAAUCUCGUCCUUGAGAAUUCAAAAGCCCAAGGCAACGACAAAAAGUUCAUGCAGGAGGAAGAUAGAGAAAGGAAACUGGAUGAUACAUUUGUAUUAGAGAUGAAUGUCGAACGACAACUUGCCCAACACUGAGAGGUCCCUCUUCCCCUAUGAGCGUUUCAAAUUCAUUCAUAUGUAUAGAAAAGAAGCGUUGUAAGCUGGAGAGACUCUAGUUGCUGUCAAGUUUUGUCCUUUUUUUUGUCUUAAAAAAAUUAGCACGAUGAAAUGAUACAAAUCCUUCUUUACUCGCACUCCCCAUUUCGCAUAGUGGCCGUGAAUCCAUGAAUAAUGCUACGGUUUUACAUAUGUAAUUCUCACUCCAGCUAUGGAAGCAUCAAUCCAGAAGAUUACGUAUCUCAAGGAUAUUAGUUGAUACAA
Xylona heveae TC161 is the source of this 862-nucleotide messenger RNA. RefSeq lists its product as hypothetical. The transcript has a single exon. NCBI's taxonomy places the organism in Eukaryota, Fungi, Ascomycota, Xylonomycetes, Xylonales, Xylonaceae. The record is from RefSeq and is a predicted model, not a curated record. The coding region runs from base 122 to 577 and encodes 151 amino acids.